Molecule: messenger RNA, 811 nt
Organism: Brassica oleracea var. oleracea
Lineage: Eukaryota; Viridiplantae; Streptophyta; Magnoliopsida; Brassicales; Brassicaceae
Product: protein EPIDERMAL PATTERNING FACTOR 2
Exons: 3
Coding region: 91-456 (121 amino acids)
Biological process (GO): guard cell differentiation; stomatal complex development
Source: RefSeq, a predicted model, not a curated record
CACACAACCUGUUUUCAUCUUUAGAAGAUUCUCUUUAAAACAUCUGUUUUAUCCAGGUUUAAUCUUGUUGAGACAAAAAUAAAAUAAAACAUGAAGAAGUUUCUCCGCGCGUUAGUGUUUGCCCUCGUCCUAGUCUUCGCCGCGUGUUCUUUGGUCGUUAACUGCAUUCGCACGCCGCCACUAAAAACUGCGGUCAAUGGCGGAGAGAAUAAAAACUCCGAGAUGGGACGAACUCAAACGCACCACAAGGUAGGUCAGGAAAUAAAGGAAAAAAGAGGGGUAGAGAUGGAAAUGUAUCCUACGGGAUCGAGUUUACCCGAUUGUUCCUACGCAUGUGGCGCAUGCUCGCCGUGUAAACGCGUGAUGAUUAGCUUUCAGUGCUCCGCCGAAUCAUGCAGCGUCAUCUACAGAUGCACGUGCCGAGGAAGAUACUAUCACGUGCCAUCUAGGGCUUGAAUCUCUACCGUUUAUCUACUUUUUCUUGUGUGUGUGGCAACCGGCAAAUAUCAGUUUUGGCGGGUGGCGGCAAAACUAUCUACAAUGUUUUUGUACAAUUUUGUUGAAAUUUUAAUUACGCUAUGGGCCCUCCUACAAUUAAUAUUGGGCUUUCUAAGGCUUCUUCUAUGCGCGUAAUGAGACGACCGAAUCAGAUGCUUGAAGCAAAGUCAAAUGUUUCGGCCAUUUUUUUUAAUAACUGCAAGAUGAUUUUUUUUUCCUCGCACCAAGUAGCAUGCAGUAAACUUUUCUUUUACCAUAUGAAGAGUUUUAAAACUUUUUGUCUCCUUUAGUUAAUCUGAUUUGCAUUAAUGAA